AUGACGCCCACUCACGACUGCCGCACCACCACCAUCACCAAUGGCCACCACAACCCACAACCCUCAUUGACCACCCACAACCGGCCCAGCAUGCCCCAACACCACAAGAACAACACGGCAAUGCCACAUCACCAGCUCUGGCAAGAAAACGAGCACCUGCAACAUCGACGCGACAACGAGGACAGUGACAACGUUGUGUGCCAACCCAGGUGCCAUGUCACUAGAAGAUGUGGCAACCAAACGGUGAAUGACAACCAAUUCACUGACAGCGACGACUCAACAACAAUACGGAACUACCAUGUGACUACGACACGGGACAAGGAUGUGCCACGUCAUCCCAGAUGGCGACAACACAUGCCGUCAUCACUGUCCACAGUAGACAGCCACAACCCACCUAGCGGCCAACAUAACCACCGCCAUGUCACCACCUCACCCUCUGCAACAUUGAGCAAUGUGACCCGACGACGAUGA
This is a messenger RNA of Laccaria bicolor S238N-H82, 471 nucleotides long. RefSeq lists its product as uncharacterized. The transcript has 4 exons. NCBI's taxonomy places the organism in Eukaryota, Fungi, Basidiomycota, Agaricomycetes, Agaricales, Hydnangiaceae. The record is from RefSeq and is a predicted model, not a curated record. Bases 1 to 471 code for a protein of 156 amino acids.